UUAAUAGAUCAAACGAUUUGUACUCUUGUGUGAACAUUGACGUACGACUUGUCGUAGAAAACUUGCACUUGACAUCUCAUGGUUAUGAACCGGACUAAUUUUUUUAAUAAUGUUUUGCUUUAGUAUUCCGAAGCCGUUUUUGCGUGUCUAAUGGGAUGCAUCAACAGUACAAAAAAAUUAGGCGAUUUAAAAAGCGAAAACGUUUUUCGUGCUGUGAGACUUCACUCCGAAGUGGCAGAUCAAGGACGCACAGGAUAUCUGGAAUUAACACCAAGGGAGCUUAUUUUUCGUACGGGGUCUAAUCAACGUGUUGUAUGGGCUUUGCAACAUCUACGCAGAUAUGGGCUUAAUGGCGAUGUAUUCUCAUUUGAAGCUGGGCGUCGUUGUAUCACAGGCCCUGGCAUUUAUACUUUUCGUUGUCAACGAGCGGAGCAAUUGUAUCAUAUAUUUCAAACUUAUAUAAAUGCAGUUUCCCUUGUGACAGACGAUGCAUUUACAUUUAGCGAACGGGAGCGUGACCAUCCAUCACAUACAGUGGGUAGACCAGAAACUGUUCAAAAUGCAAAUAACUAUUUGGAACCUGCACCGGUAGUAAGUUCAGGGGCUGCAGUCUCGAUUUUACAGCGUUCUCGAGUGCUUCGGGAUUCAUUCAGUAGUAGUCCGCUAAGUUUGGACUCGCCAGAUUCAGUUCCAAGUUUAUCAUUUGCCACAAGCGAAGUAGUGCAUAUUCAAAGUCCACGUUUUCCUUCUGGUCUCGGUAUGUAUGUGAAUACCCCGAAUACAUCUAUGCCAGUUCCCAAUAGCAAUGUGUACUCGGAAUAUCCUCUGCGGUCGCACGUAGAACACAACAAUAAUUUAUCAAACGCUUCCAAUGGUGUAUUUAAUACUUUAGUUCGAAAAAAUUUGGUGAAGCACUCUUCUCUAGAUAUUCCACCAGAUGAAUUUGCGCCUAUGCUUACACCACCAUCGGAUGCAUUACACAUGUAUGCAAACGUUGAUAGCUGUUCACUUGCUGCCAAUAAUUUUGGUUUUGGUGGCAUAGCAGGAAUGCGUAAUCUGAUACGAGAUCAAGAACGCUGUUAUGAAAAUCUAAAUAGUGAAGAGAUGAAGUUAAUUCUACCAAAGCAAAAUUUGUCGUCUUCUACGCCCGGAAGGAGUCAUAGCGGAAUAGAUAUUCCCUGUGACCCUCAAUUAAAGCAAACGAAAUCAGCAGGAACAAAUGCAGUCAAUUAUAUUGUUCUUGAUUUAGACCAACCUCGAAGUCCCACACAAUGUUCCCCCAAACUACAAGUAGGAAGUGGUCUUUCUUUAACUGCCGUUGAUGGCGCUGAUGGAAGUAUGAAAUUGGCUUCAAAAACAGAAUCACUUACUGAUUCAACACAUACUAGUGUAACUUCAACGACUAAUCCAAUGGCUAUUACGACAGCAACGAUUACAAACGUGACAAAUACAACGAAACAAAAUAGUGGUAGUGUUGAGCAAUUGGAAAAGAAGGAAGAAUCUACGCUUGGUUACUCGACUAUAGAUUUUAUAAAGACUUGUGCACUUAUUAAAUCAUCAACUCACGGUGCAGAUUUUGAUGCGGAACCAGGCAAUGAAGAAAGCAGAAUAACCCGACAUAGUAAAUGUGUGCGAAAAGCUUACUCUAUUAGUGAAUAGAAAAAUU
Molecule: messenger RNA, 1666 nt
Organism: Bactrocera dorsalis (oriental fruit fly)
Lineage: Eukaryota; Metazoa; Arthropoda; Insecta; Diptera; Tephritidae
Exons: 1
Coding region: 151-1659 (502 amino acids)
Biological process (GO): cell surface receptor protein tyrosine kinase signaling pathway
Cellular component (GO): cytoplasm
Source: RefSeq, a predicted model, not a curated record